Messenger RNA from Acanthosepion pharaonis, 723 nucleotides. The record is from the annotation of a GenBank genome assembly. Lineage: Eukaryota; Metazoa; Mollusca; Cephalopoda; Sepiida; Sepiidae.
AUGGCCGCCAACUUGCGUCACCCUUACUCUGUUCAUUAUCUAUCUAUCUCAAUCUGUUCAUUAUGUAAGUCUGUUUAUUAUCUAUCUACCUAUGUAAGUUUGUUCAUUAUCUAUCUAUCUAUCUAUCUAUCUAUCUAUCUAUCUAUCUAUCUAUCUAUCUCUUUUCAUUAUCUAAGUCUGUUUAUUAUCUAUCUACCUAUUAUGUAUGUAUGUAUGUAUGUAUGUAUGUAUGUAUCUAUCUAUCUAUCUAUCUAUCUAUCUAUCUAUCUAUCUAAGUCUUCUGUUCAUUACUAUCUAUCUAUCUAUCUAUCUAUCUAUCUAUCUAUCUAUCUAUCUGAGUCUGUUCAUUAUCUAUCUAUCUAUCUAUCUAUCUAUCUAUCUAUCUAUCUAUCUAUCUAUCUGAGUCUGUUCAUUAUCUAUCUAUCUAUCUAUCUAUCUAUCUAUCUAUCUAUCUAUCUAUCUAUCUAUCCUGUUCAUCUAUCUAUCUAUCUAUCUAUCUAUCUAUCUAUCUAUCUAUCAGAAAAGAACCGUACUUACAUUUUACUGUUAUCCUCAACUAGAAGUUUCAUGUGGGCGCAGAGCGAAGUGAGUUCGCCAUUAAUUACAUUAACUUUAUUGAUUUAUUCUUUGAAUGACUAUUUUGCUAUAUUAAUAAUCUGCAUUAUUUCUAUCUAUCUAUCUAUCUAUCUAUCUAUCUAUCUAUCUAUCUAUCUAUCUAUCUAA